This is a messenger RNA of Folsomia candida, 1298 nucleotides long. RefSeq names its product protein ANTAGONIST OF LIKE HETEROCHROMATIN PROTEIN 1. NCBI's taxonomy places the organism in Eukaryota, Metazoa, Arthropoda, Collembola, Entomobryomorpha, Isotomidae. The record is from RefSeq and is a predicted model, not a curated record. Bases 114 to 1298 code for a protein of 394 amino acids. The transcript is spliced from 2 exons.
GUAACUACGUAAACAGCGUAAAAUCCGUAAACUUACGAACGUUUACAAACAGCUUCCCGUGAAUUCACUUUUGUAAUUAUUUUCGUAAAAAUUUAUCUGAUAAUCGAAACAAAAUGCCGAUCAUUUCCAGAAAACGGAAAUUAAUGGAAGAAAUUUGUGAAGCUGCAUUUAUUGAUAUAAUAAAUAGUCCUACACAGGCAGAUAUCAUUUUCGAUAACGCGAUAGAUGAUGUUCUGACCAUUUCUACGUACCGUCUUUCUGUUCCACGAUUAUUUGUCCCGAAGUCAGAUGAUUGGUUCCGAAGAAUCUUGCCAAACUACUCCGACGACUAUUUCAAAAAAUUUAUGCGAGUCUCUCGAAAGGAUUUCACUCUCAUUCUGCGGAUGAUAGAAAACAGCAACGUCUUUAAGUCCAACAGUCGUCAACAACUAAAAGUCGACCAGCAACUCGCCAUAACACUUCAUAAGUUAGGGCAUGACGGAACCGGAAGCGGGGUAUCUACUACGGCAGCGUUGUUUGGAGUUGGUGGGGGUGGUACCAUAUUGAAAGUGGUCACUCGAGUUCUAAAGGCAAUUUUAGAAUUAGAAAAAGAUUGGAUAAGAUGGCCAGACGAAACCGAACGAUUGGAAAUUGCAAGGAAUAUGGUUGACCAACUUCCAAAUUGUAUUGGAUAUAUUGACGGAUCUCACAUCAACCUUGAAGAAGCACCACUGGAUGACCCCGAGUCAUAUUUUACGCGAAAGCAGCGUUACGCCAUCCAACUGCAAGCCGUUUGUGACAACAAUAAGAUGAUCAGGAGCAUUUUUGUCGGAUAUCCGGGCUCGGUUCAUGAUGCUAGAGUUUUUGCUAACUCAGAAAUCGGGAAAAAUCCAGAAAAAUUUUUGGACAGAGGUCAGUGGAUUGCCGGGGAUUCAGCCUACAAAAAUACGGACUACAUGAUAACACCGUUCAAAAAUAAUGCGUCAACUGGAACCACUGCGGAGAGACGGCGAUUUAACAAGUAUUUAUCGGGAUUUCGUGGCAAGAUAGAAUGCUGCUUUGGAAUUAUUAAAGAAACUUUUGGGAGUUUAAAGGAAUGGCGAAUUCGUGUGGAUAGGUCAAAUGGACACACGCUGGCUUGUUCGUGGAUCAGGGGGUGUAUUAUUUUGUACAACAUUCUGAAGGACUCGUUUACUGAAUCGGAGGAAAUUAAUAUAGAAGUUGAUGAUGAUGCCCAAGAAGGAAAUCAUGACCAAGGGGAUGAUUACAAACGCAACGCUUUAUUUCAAUUUGUUAAUGGAAAACUCAACAUGAUGUGA